Molecule: messenger RNA, 702 nt
Organism: Sordaria macrospora k-hell
Lineage: Eukaryota; Fungi; Ascomycota; Sordariomycetes; Sordariales; Sordariaceae
Cellular component (GO): plasma membrane; cell division site; growing cell tip
Source: RefSeq, a predicted model, not a curated record
AUGGCGAGGACAGGCUUCUUCCACCACUUCGGCACCUUCCUGCUGCUAGCAGCAACGGUGCUGCUCAUCGUUACCUGCAUUUCCUCUCCUGUCGUCAACGACAUCUCGAUCAUGAAAGUCGAUCUCGGUAGCCUUCACGUGGGCCGCUUCAAGAGGGUAACCUUUGGUACCUUUGGCUGGUGCGAGAUUGCCGAUGGCCAAUCUGACUCCUGCUCCAAAUCUCGUGUGGGCUACAACGCCGCCAACGUGAUGCGCACCAUCGACGGCACCUCUUUCUCCAACUACUCCGAGAACACCAUCAAGGCGCUCACCAAGGCCAUGAUCCUGCACCCCAUCGCCUGCGGUCUCAACUUCAUCGCCUUCCUCCUCGCCCUCGGCGCCGGCCUCGUCGGCUCUUUCCUCGCCUCCAUGGUCGCUGCCCUGGCUUUCAUCGUCACCGUGGUCAUCAUGAUUAUGGACUUUGUCACCUUCAGCAUCCUCAAGUCGAACGUCAACGACAACAACGCGGGCUCUCGCGCGCACUGGGGCUCCGCCGCCUGGACCACCCUGGCUGCUGCCAUCUGCUCGCUGUUGGGCAUGAUCAUCCUCUUCAUCACCUGCUGCUCGGCUAGAAUCCACAAGAAGAGGAACAGGCACGUCGAGCCCAAGAACGACUACGGCGUUGCUACUCCUGUAGCUCCUCGCCGCAGGAGGUGGUUCUAA